Molecule: messenger RNA, 459 nt
Organism: Sphaerulina musiva SO2202
Lineage: Eukaryota; Fungi; Ascomycota; Dothideomycetes; Mycosphaerellales; Mycosphaerellaceae
Exons: 3
Coding region: 1-459 (152 amino acids)
Molecular function (GO): carbon-sulfur lyase activity
Source: RefSeq, a predicted model, not a curated record
AUGGAAGCACCACAUCAAACCAUUCAAUUCAAGGGCAGCUGUGCCUGUGGAAGAAUAGUGUACGAGUGUUCCGGACUACCCAGCAAUCGCAAAUCUACAGCUUGUCACUGCGUAACUUGCAGAAAGCUCUCAGGUGGACCAUUUCAAGCGUUUGCAGAUGUCACGUCCAACUCGUUGACGUUUUUCGAUACCAAAGAAGACCGGCGAUAUGAAGUUAGCGAUCGAGCCUUCUGUUCAUCUUGCUACACACCUUUGUGGAUGCGAUAUGAGCAUAAGGCGGGCGUUGUCGCCUUGGCACUGGGAGCUAUCGAUGAAGGAUCAAUGACGGAUGAGGCUCGAGAUGCCUUUCGUUUAUCCGCCCAUAUCUUUGUGAGCCAAAAGGCUUGGUGGUGCGAUGUGGAGAGAGAUGGUGUGCCUUUGUACGAUCGUUUUUCAAAAGAUUUUGGGGCGAAGUUGUGA